Messenger RNA from Adineta ricciae, 951 nucleotides. Lineage: Eukaryota; Metazoa; Rotifera; Eurotatoria; Adinetida; Adinetidae. The record is from the annotation of a GenBank genome assembly.
AUGGCGUCAGCACCAAAUCGUGAAUCGGAUCCUUCCAAGACCAACGAAAAUAAAGUUGACGUGGAAAAUCUGAACAAACCUAAACAAGCAACUGUCGACGAAUCCAAGAAAAGAACUCAUCAAGAACUGCGUAAACUCGAACAUGUGCCUGAAUUAUCUCGUACUGCUUUACAUGAAUGUGACCUUGAAACCGAUGAAAUAGCUUUAGCAACAUCAGAUGAGAAUAUUCUCAUUUACGAUUCAACGAAAUUUCGUCUUUUCGAUAAUAAACUUCAACAAAUCAAAGAACUGGAAUGGAAAGAGUUCGAUUCGACAGGAAUUUUAACCAUCAAUGAUUUAACCUAUUUAUCAUGUCAAAAUUCUUUUCUUGUCCUAACUCGAAGUCACAUUUAUGAAUUGAACAUCGAGUCAUUCGAGAUGAAACAUUUAAAAGAAUUCAGCCGAAAAGACAAAUCUGGUGAAGACAAACUCGAAUUCGCAUCGAUUACUGCUCAUGACGAACAUAUCUUUCUCGCCCAUUCAGAUGCAUCCGCUGUUGCCAAAUGGACAUGGAAGCCAACUUUACAAUUAGUCAAUCGAUGGACAAAAGCGAAAGUCGUCGAAGAAACUGAUCAGCAGAUCUUAACAAUUCGUACUGACGGUACACAUGUCGGUGUAUUAAUCAAAGGUGAAACUACACGUUUAGAAGUGUUCGACUUCAAUUUAGCAACACGUGUUGUCCAUCAUUUGGAACUAAGUCCGACAACAACUAUGUUGUCAGCAUUAGCGAACAAUCAAUGGCUCGCUGUUGAUAGUGAACAACGUGAAUUGUUGUUAAUUAAUGAAGAUAACCAAAUACAGAAGGUUCAAGGUAAAGAUAGUUCACCAUUGAAUACCGGAAGAUUGGGAAACGAUCUUCUUGUUGUAAAAUGUCAAAAACCGAAUAAACUGCAGCUGUUUCGAUUAAAAUAG